Gallus gallus (chicken) is the source of this 9064-nucleotide messenger RNA. RefSeq names its product semaphorin 4G (gene SEMA4G). Gene Ontology annotation, biological process: axon guidance; neural crest cell migration; negative chemotaxis. The transcript is spliced from 18 exons. The record is from RefSeq and is a predicted model, not a curated record. The coding region runs from base 5422 to 7944 and encodes 840 amino acids. Gene Ontology annotation, molecular function: chemorepellent activity; semaphorin receptor binding. Lineage: Eukaryota; Metazoa; Chordata; Aves; Galliformes; Phasianidae.
GGGCUCCCGGCCGUAGGAAACGGGGCCGUGGCACACACCCUUUUCCCUGUGCUUUCCUUCGGGCUCACUGCUGCAGCUGCUGGAAGCCGGGUGAGCCGCGCUCCUUCCGUCCCGCAGGUACGCGGCUGCUGUUUGCUGAGGAACCGUGUCAGCCUCCCUCGUAAUUAAGAGCCUGGCAGGAGCGAGCGCGGCGGCCGUCCUGGAGAUGUCACCUCUGGCAGGGAGCUGAACGUAAGCUGGGGAUGCGGGGGGACCCGCCCGGAGCCCAGCACAGAGCAGUUUAAGGGACGCUCUCCGGGUUGCCCUGCUCGCUGCUUUUCAGCAACGACCCAGUUGCUUCUUGAAGGUCCCAACACCGCGGUGUUUCAACGUUUUCGUUGCCUGGCUGUCCUUCCGAGGGCGUGCAAUGGCAGUGCCGCCGCUCUGCGGCUCCGGGCUGAUGGGCAGCGCAUAAAUCCACCCGCGUAAGAUUGACGGCGCUCUCCCGCUGCUCUUUUGCCAGGGAUCCCUUGGGCAAUCGCUAAUCCUAUCAGCGCUGCGGUUACCCUGACUCGUACGUAGGGGAGAUAGCAAACUUAUUGCUCCAGCCCCGUUGGAGUCCCGUGUUGGUGAGCAGACGUGCCUCGCAAACCCUGUCCGUAAAUAACCAUUUACAUUUAUUUAAAGGGCGUUGAGGUAUAUGCUGGAAUAAAAGGAGUAUUAUUCAUGCUUCGUGCUGCGGUUCCUAAUGGGGCUUAGCACGCUGAUAUGACCUACAAAGCUUGUUGUUUCGUGCCCGCAGUGCUCUGAUGUUCUUCCUACCCCGAGGGUCAGAAAUGACGGGAAUAAACGAUGGUGACGGGUGUCUGCAGAUCCCCGCUCCCUCGCCUUGGAAGUGUCCUUGCAGGGAGCUGCUGGUGACAUUGCCUGGCAGGCGGGGGGACGCUGCGUGCUCGGCCGGUCACGCGAUGCUCACGGAGCGGCCUUGGCGUGCAGUACAAAAUCCAUGCCUCCUAUAUGCAUAGCGGUGCAUCCGCGCUUGGCUUUUUUUUUCCCCCUGAAGUGCAGCGGGAGGGCUGGCCGGGGCCACGCAUGUGCGAUGGCUGCGAGAAGCCCCGGUGUCACGGCCUGCAUGCAGCCCCGCAGCCCCCAGCUCCUCGGUGCAGCCCAGGAGCUGUGGGUGCCCAGGAGCUGCCUGCUGGGGCUGCUGGGCUGAGUCAGCCCCGCUGGGACAGCGGCCCGGCUCCGGCCAGCCGGCUGCUCAUUAACCCAGCCCUGCGGUGCGCGCUUGGCUGGCUUUGACGCUGGCUUUAAUAGCUCCCUCCUCUUCUCUUUUUUUCUUCCCCCCCCCCUUGUUGUUUAUGAAAGUAAAUUAGCUGUUAUGGAUAUGCAUGGACAUGAAUCAAAGGAAUUCAGCUGACUCUUAAGAAGUCCCAUUUACACCGUCAUGUAAUAGGAGAUGUGCUAGAACACCGGGAUGUGAUGAAUGCUGCCCAGUCCGUAAACACCUUAGGACAAAGGCUCUUUGUGAGUGAGACAUCUCGGCGUAACUUCCCAAAAGCUGACUGCGUAGGGGGAAAACCGUCGGGCUUUGGAGUACAUUCACUUGGUUGAGCGGCAGAGGUAGUGGUGAGAUGCAGACCAAAGGCUGCAGAGAAACUGCACUGAGCUGCAAAGCCUAUGUUUGAGAAGUUGCAUGUCCCCACGGCGCGUGCCCAGGGCUGCCCUGACAUCCCUUCCAUGGGUUACCCCAGAACUUUAACAGGCGGCACGCAGAGGGUACGGCUGCCGUCUUCCUCAGAUGGAAGCAGAAUUCAAUGCGUCACGGAGGCCGGGCUGCUUUUGGGAUGCGUGCUGAUAGAUGUGAUGUUAGGAGGGAGAUGUUUCCAUGGCGAAGCAUCGCCCUUAGCGGGGCUGUGACCCUUGGGACCGUCCUGUGCGCUCACAGCAUCGCUCCGGAGGAGGGAGAGAGCUGCGGGCUGCGUGGGGAGGCCUGAGCUCAGCCUUUGCCAGUCCUCUGACUUGAAAAGAAAACAAAAACCAGAGGCGAGACUGAAAUAGCUCAUUUUGUCUCAGCAGACAAAUGCGUCGAGCGUCAUUGUUGCUCCGGCUAAAUUACUUUUAAAUGUUGCUCAGGAUCGGGCAGCCUUUCUCAGCCGCUCGAUGCGCAGCACCCCGCUGGGCAGCGCCUGUAAGGCCAAGCGCUCGGAUAUCGCCGUGAUUCUUCCUGACCUCCACUUGGCUUCAUUAUCUGACCCACGAUUCCCUACCGAGGAGAUGUCUCGGCUACACCCCAGCCGCGUGCCUCUUCUCUGAACAAAGGGCUCCGUGCCCAGAGGAGGCCGGGAGCCAUGGGAGGGUGGGUGAUGGACCUCUCGGGGAUGGAGAGAAGCAGCUGCGGGCAAGGGGAGCUGAGAGCCCGACCCGCCCCGCAUGACAGCCGACGCUACCAUAGGGCUGGAGGGAUUUUAGCACCUGGUUUGUCGCCCCUACCUCUCGUUUCACAGCAGCUUUGCCAUGCGCGGCACGGGCAGCCGCCACUCGCGGCGCAGUCCCCCCAGGGCGCUCUGCUUGCGACACAGCCACGCAGCUCUCCCAGCUCUGCCGGCUCCCUGCUGCGCCUUCCUGAAGGCAGCCUUGCAGCCGCCCUCCUCCCCGUCUCUGCAGCGCUUCUCUGGCAGAUGUAUUUUUAAAUCCCGGCUCAUAAAUUUUGGAAGCUCCUCUCCUUCCCCCACCCCCUCGCCCCUAUCAAAGUGUCAGAGGCGAAGAAAAACCGUGAGAGUGAUGUACGCGCUCAGCUUCGGCUGCCAGCGCUUGCGGGUUAUUUACGGUGCUGCCGAGGCUGCUGCUUAAAUCGUGUGGAUGGCAGCAGCCCGGGCUCGGCGUGCGGGAGGGAGGGAGGGGUCGCAGCCCUUCGGUUGGCAGCGUGUGGCUGCGUCCCUGCCGUCGCUGCUCGUCCCUGGAGCGUUUCUGCUCCCUCCUGUCCCACCUGCUGCCGACCUGCCCUGGCCUCCUGCUGUCUGUCCGUCCGGACCGGCUGGGAAGGCUUCCCCUGCCUUUCCCUGGGGCAGCAGGGCAGGGGAGGGCAGGUGGAGGCUGCCGUGACUCAGCUGCUGCUCCCUGCAGCCACCCGGCACCUGGGCAAAGCAUCCCCGUUUCCACUUGCGGACGUUGGCACCGGGUGGGGGGCAGUGUGGCAGCCAAUUGUGCAGAGGUUGGGGGCAGUGACCCCUGCUGCCGUAUGGAGCCGGGGGGAAAGUCUCACCCAUAAAAGACUGAGCCCUAAGUGCCCUCUGGAGCCGCAGCAGCAAGGGCUGGCCGUGCCCCUGCCUUCUGGCACGUUACAACUUUCUCAGACAAAUCCUGCGAUUGUAAUUUUCCUUGCUGGCUCCCGGCCCGAAGAAACGAUGGUUCGGAAAGUUUGCUCAACAUCUCAGAGGGCAGAGGAUCCCGUGCCUUUCACGCUCUGUGCCCGCUGGAGUGUUCAUCCCAGGGCCGAUGCGCUUGGUGGGGCUCACAGGAGCUGCACCGGGUCAGGAUGACCUGAGCACCAUUGGCUCCUUGUGCCCAGCUCUGUGCCGGGCCUGGAGGGAUGCAGGGGAGCUGGGGGGAGUGCCGCUGCCGUUCCCGUGCUGGGUUCAUCCAGCACCAAGGGGCUCUCCCUGCACCCCUUGCAGUACGGCCUUGGGGCUGCGAGCCAGUGGGCACCACGCUGGAUUAGCGUGGAUUUCACAGGGUUUCAUAAAUCCCCGGCUCCCAGCACGAGGAGGUUUUGUAACCGGUGGCGCCGAGCCAAAUCCCUGCAAUGGGGCUGCAUCUUGCUGCUCUCGCUUGGAGCGAAGGAUGGGCAGCACUGGGAGCAGCCCGGCCUCCCCACCAAGCGCUUUCUGACCUAAGGCAGCAAACUGGGGCAGCCCGGAGCCCCCUGUGUGCCGAGGGCAGCAGCACUCUCCGCGUCGUGUGAUGAUCCCGACAGUGAAUGGAGCCCUGUGGCCAUGUUGUCGUUAGAGUGGUGUUGCUUGGGAUGGGGGUGUAGUGUGAUGUGGAAGUCAUCACAGUGCUGGCUGGGUGUCAGAGGGGCAAAGCGGGCUGCAGGCAGGCUCACGGGGAACCAGCCGGGCGUUCUGAGUGACACAAAGGGCAAUUACAGAGCAGCCAAGCUGGGCUGGCUGGCUGGGCACCGCCACGACUCCUCUUCUUCCUCCCCACCCGGCUGCACUGCGCCGCAGGGCUGGAGCAGGACUGCACUGUGUUGGGCCCCCAGCACCGGCUGCAGCCCCAGGAAGGCCGCACAUGGCAGGCAAGGCCCGGCCUCUGCACCAGCGGGGCCUUCCAUUGCUCUGGAGAAUCUCAUGGGGGCAGCAGAGCAAGCGGAAGCUCUGAAAAUAGAUCUGUUUCCAGCUGCCGAUGACUCGCGUUAAUUAAUUAAAGCCUCGCAAGCUCAGGCCUGUAAAUAGGCAGCAUGGAACACACCGGGCUCAGCCUGCUCUUUGCUCAUGCACUAAUUACCCCACUCCAAGGCCAGGAGCUAGCACAGCCUGAAUUUGGGCUUGGGGCCACGUGGGCGGAGAGGAGUGCUGCUGCGGGACGGGAUGGGAUGGGAGCUGGGGAGUAAGGGGUUGAACCAUGGCCUGGUGCUUGCAAACAGCUCUCCCUGUGCCCAUCCCUGUACCAGGAAGGCAAUUGCAGGCAGCAGCCAUCAGAGCCUCCUUGAACUCCCCAUAGGGACAGCUGACAUGCAGCUCCCUCCGCGCCGUGCCACAGUGCGGUGGGGAUGCAACCCAGGGGACCACACGCUCUGCGUUCUUCAUCCCCAAAAAGCUGUGUGGGCAGUGCUGCCGCCCUGCAGCGCUCCGGGUCCGGCUGGCUCCAUCCAGGCUGCGCCGGGCAGGGCUGCAGCGAGCCCGGUGUGCGGGAGUCUGUCUCCCCUGGGGUGGGCGGGAGGAGAGGUGAGGUGUGGAGGAGAAGUGAGCGCAGGAGGAAAUGGCAAUCGGCCGCUGGAGCGUGCAGGCGUGGCGGGAGAGCGGCCAGGAGCGUGGGGAGAGGGCAGCGUGCUGGGAGCGGUGCCGCACGGCUCUGCCAGCACGGCAGGGAGGCACGGCACCCACCUGGUGCUGCAGCCAGCUUCCCGUGCCCUAGAUGCGACCUGCAGAUUGCACGCCGCGCCUGUGCUCUGCGUCUUCGUGACGGAUGAGGAAGGAGGGCUCAGCCACGUGGGGCAGAGGAGGCUCCGAGGGGCUCGGCACCCCCGGCACACCCCGCGCACAGAGUGCCGGCACCCCCAGGGCAGCACACGGGGGGAUCUUCGGCUGCAAGCGGGCCGUGCUGCGACGAGGCUGCGCCGUCCGUUCCCCCUGAGGUUCCCGGGCAGCCCAUCCCCAGCAGCAGCUGUGCCGGCCCCUCCGGCUGGGGGCUGCCCUCGCUGGGCGCCGGGGACUGAGGAUGUGUGGGGGCACAGUGCGGCUGCUGACCGCCCUGCUGGUGACCGCAGCCAUGGGCUACCCCAGCCGGCGCUCCGCCACCGACCUGGAUGCCACCCCCAGGAUGACGGUCACCUUUGAUGAGCUGUCGGGUGUGCGGAGGUUCAGCGGGCACAGCCUGAACUACACCACGCUGCUGUUGGAGGACGAGCGGGGUGUGCUGUACGUGGGGGCCAGGGGGGCCGUCUUUGCCCUCAAUGCCAGCAACGUGGCCGAUGGCUCGCACCGCAUGAUCCAUUGGGAAGCAUCUCCAGAGAAGCAGCUGGACUGCCUGCAGAAGGGCAAGAACAACAAGACCGAGUGCUUCAACCACGUGCGGUUUCUGCAGAGGCUGAACACCACGCACCUCUACGCCUGUGGCACCUAUGCCUUCCACCCGCUCUGUGCUUCCAUUGAUGCUGACAGGUUCACACUGCCCUCCCGCUUCGAGGAAGGCAAAGAGAAGUGUCCCUACGACCCCUCCCGCGGCUACACCGGCCUCAUUGUGGAUGGUGGAUUGUACACAGCCACACGCUAUGAGUUUCGGAGCCUCCCUGACAUCCGGAGGAACCUGCACCAGCGGCCGCUGAAGACAGAGGAGUCCCCUCUGCACUGGCUGAAUGAUGCCGAGUUUGUGGCCUCCAUGCUGGUCCAGGAAAGCAAGGACAGUCUCGUGGGUGAUGAUGACAAAAUCUAUUACUUCUUCAUGGAGCGAGCAGGCGAGGAGACCACGUCCUUCUUCGACAAGAGCCAGGUGGCUCGGGUGGCCCGGGUGGCCCGCGUGUGCAAGAGUGAUCUGGGGGGGAAGAAGAUUCUGCAGCGCAAGUGGACAUCCUUCAUGAAGGCUCGCCUGGUGUGCUACAUCCCCUACUAUGAGGUACUGCGCAGCGUCUGCAGCCUGGACAGCGGGGGCUGGGCCAGCACCGUCUUCUACGCUGCCUUCACGCUCUCAGCGCAGUGGAGGACGAUGGAGGCCUCGGCCGUGUGCCGCUACGACAUCUCUGAGGUGCAGCGUGCCUUCGAGGGGCCCUACAUGGAGUACCAGGACUCCUCCCGCAAGUGGUCCCGCUACGAUGGAGCAGUGCCCGAACCGCGGCCCGGCUCCUGCAUCACGGACAGCUCUCGCCGGAAGGGCUACAACUCGUCACAGGAUCUGCCCAACAGUGUGCUGGACUUUGUCAAGCUGCACCCGCUGAUGUUCGAGGAGGUGCAGCCGGCGGGCGGUGAGCCGCUGCUGGUGAAGAGGAGCGUGGCAUACAGCCGCCUGGCGGUGGACCGGGUGCAGGCCCUCGACGGGCGCUCCUACGACGUGCUCUUCAUGGGGACGGGGGACGGCUGGCUGCACAAGGCCGUGGUGCUGGGCUCCAGCCUCCACAUCAUCGAGGAGGUGCAGGUGUUCCGGGACCUGCAGCCCGUGGAGACGCUGGUGGUGUCCCGCAGACAGAGGAGCCUGUAUGUGGGGGCUGCUAGCGGAGUCCUGCAGGUGCCCCUGGCCUCCUGCGCCAGGUACAGCUCCUGCUAUGACUGCAUCCUCGCCCGGGAUCCCUACUGCGCCUGGGACGGCUGGGCCUGCCGUGACACGGCCAGCGGGGACAGCACAGGGCUGGUGCAGGAUGUGCAGAGCGGCAAUGUGGGAUGUCGGAGCAGCUCUGGGCGUGGCUCCCUGCCAUGGAAGAACCGCACGGUGCUGCGCGGGGAUGAUGUGCUGCUGCCCUGUGACCAGCGCUCCAACUUGGCACGGGCUGUCUGGCUGCUGAAUGGCAGCGAGGUGCCGGGCACGGGGCAGGAGCGGCUGCGCGUUGGGGUGGACGGGCUGCUGGUGACCAACACGCUGCCAGGACACAGCGGCGAGUACCGCUGUUAUGGUGAGGAGCGGGGGUUGCGCACGCUGCUGGCUGCCUACAGCCUCACCGUGCUGCCCCAGCUGCCUCGUGCCGCCACCACCACCUCCGGGCCCAUAGCGGCCAGCCAGGCUUCUGGAGACACCAAGGUGGUCUACGUGUCGGCUAUCGUGGUGCUGGUGGUGCUGUGUGCCGUGCUGGGUACCGUCCUGCUCUACGUGUCCUGCCUGGAGAAGCGCAGGGGGAAGUACGUGCUGGGGGAGCCGCGGGCUGUGAGUCCCGAGCUGCAGACGGUGUCGGCCAGCUGCCUGCGCAAAGCCCGCGGCGAGGAGGAUGAGGAGGACGAAGAGGAUCCGGCUUAUCCCUGCCUGCGCAUCAUCCCCGGUGAAGCACCCACAGCCACCGUGUCCCCAGCCAAGGAGCUGCCGGAGGCCGUGCCCCCACCUCCACCUCCACCGCUGCCCACCGAGCUCACCAACGGGGUGGGCUCCCUGCCCAGCGUCCUCCGCAAGAUGAACGGCAACAGCUACAUGCUGCUGCAGCAGCAGGACGAGCCGCUGGCCUCGCCGCUCUACAGCGCGUCCUUCACCGAGGAGCUCAGCAAGAUCCUGGAGAAGCGGAAACACAUGCAGCUGGUGGAGAAGCUGGAUGAGAGCUCCGUGUAGGACCGGGGUCCCGCCAGUCCCUUCUCCCACCCCUGCCAGCAGUGUUACAGACUCAGCAAAACUACCUCUGGGACCGCAGCACCGGGCUGGGCCCGGGCUUGGCCAUCUCUUUGGCUUUUCACUCACUUUUGAGACUUGAUGUACAGAAAAAAAAAAGAACCCAACGGGAAAAGAAAGGGGAAAAUAUCCCUCAAAGAAGAAUCUAUUUAAAUUUGGGAGUUCUAUUUAUGUAUAAAAACCCACCGAUGGCAGCCACAAGCUGGAGGCAGGAGCUGGAGCACGGCUGAUGGUGGACAUGGGGAGGGAGGGCUUGUGUCUGUCUGUCCAUCCAGGCAGGAGAGACACUGUCCUGGAUGUGUGGAUGCGGCCCACCCCAUUGGGCAUCCCCGGGCCCUGAGAGGUGGGUGCAGAGCGUGACCGUGGGCCUGGGGCUGUGCUGCAGGGCCACCAGCUGCUGCCUGCUGCACAUCUGCUCCCCAGGGCUGCCUGCAGGAAGGAUGCUCCACGAGGGACAGCGAGGAAGAGGAGGAGAGCUGUCCCCACAGGUGGGAUGAAGCUGCCCGUGCCCGCCGUCAGCCCAGGGCUGCUGCUGGCAGCAGGACUGCUCUCCGCAUGCCCGAGGGCCACACGCACCAGGUGGCUUGUCUGCAUCUUCGCCACGCGGUGUGGGAAGGGACCAGCGUCCUCUCGGCAUCCUCGCCCUGCACACCGGACACGAUGCGCCUUCGCAUCCUUGUGCAGUGCCAGCAGAUGCUGGGAUCUUGGCCGCUGCCCCCAUGCCACGGACAGUCCCCUCGCACGCUGGGGAGCCCUGCCCCAGGGCCUGCUCCCUGCGGGGCCUCCAGCUCCCUGCAGCCCUGCUGGCCCUAACUCCCUCUCCCCCCUUAUCUACCUCUGCUCCCACAGCCUGGGGACAGGAUGGACGCUGCGGCUCUGUCCCCCGGGUCCCCCUCUGCCACCCCCUGGACUGAGGGCGUUGCCCAGAGCACAACCCCUCUCCCCGCCGGGCAUUCCCUUCCCUCUCUGGGGUGGACGAGCCGCCCCGAGGGGACAUCGCGUUCCCCCGGUACGGCCCCGGGGCAAUAAAGGCGACGGCUCCGCGUGGAGCGGCGGUGUGUCA